AUGAACCCUACUUAUCGAUCUCCAAGUUCCCCGGGUCGCUCCCAACGUGGCCCCGCCCCAGUCUAUCGUCAUCAUACCCAACCUCCACUCUCCGAUGAGGACGAUUCAGAUGACGACGAAUUGAAUCGCCCCGGAUCUUCCGGUAGUGAUGCCUCCUCCAAUGUGACCACUGUCUCCGCUGCUCCGAUCACCCCGAUCAACCCUCCUUCCGGGGGUGGUUAUUUCUCUCCACACCGUUCGUCAGCCAACACGUCGCCCCAACACGCAGCUAGAAUGCCACAAGACCGUCGGCCGUCGGGUCGAGGCCCCUCGCUCGAACUGGCACGACACAGGUCUCGACAUCACUCCCAAGGUUUCUUCGAGCCCUCACUACCCACCGCAUCGUCCGAUCAGAUGCCGGUGUCAGCUUCCCGCAUCGCCGCCCAGGCGGCUAUGCAGCAGAUAAAACGUUCAGACGACACAUUACGAAGUGGCAGCUCCUCUCCUCCACCUCUACCCCCAUUGGUACCCGCUCCUCUACGAGUGAACCAGCCGCCUCCGAAUGUCGCAACAACAGCUGCCAACGUGGUGUUUCCGCGAGCCGGCGCAGCAGUCCAGCCGAUGGACCAACCAGAGAACAAGAAGAAGAAAAAGCUAUUCUCAAAACCGAAACACAUCGUGCUCAGUCGAGAGAAGUCGGAUCCUUUCAACCGGGAUCGAGGACUGCCGUCCCCGAGUAAGAUCGGCAAUGGUCUGUCGCGCAUGGUCAGCUCGUCUACGGCUAGUCUGGCCGAUCUGCCCUCUAACAACUCUUCCAUGUAUAACCUGUCCAAUGCCUCUGUCAGUACCGUAGUGCCGGCUGGGGAGAAAUCUACGCCCGCUGCGCCGGAGAAGGACAACAAGGACAAGGAUAAACACAAACACCACUUCUUGUCACGGCAGAAGCUCAAGCUGAAGGACCGUGACGAGCACUUGAAACUGCCUCUUUCCUCGGCGUCGAGCAACUCUCGUCCCGCGGACCCCAACGCACCCCAGUCCCUCUACUCUUUUACAGGACCUUCCUCCCCGGCUCCAGGUGCGACUUUUGGUAAAUCCGUCAGUGGGCUGGAUUUGUUACAUGGCGGACGAGCCCUGCGCGAGAAGAAGAAGGAAGAAAAAGGGAAGGAAAAGGCUCUUGCGGAAUCCGAACAUACUGAAUGGCUAAACAGUGCAGCAGCGGGAAAUGCCGCUACUGCAGUCUUCAAUGGGCCCUCGUCCUUAAACAGCUCGUCCGGUGCGAUGGGAGAAGCGGUCCUACGAGAGACUUUGCAAGGAUUCGGACUAAACAACAUGUCUCCUGAAGAUGCAUGGGAUUUUCUCAAGGCGAAGCUGCUGGUCAUUUUCGAUGGCGAGGAUGUGCGAAUCGCCAUCGAGGACCUUAAUAAGCUCGUUUUGGUACAUCUACAACGCUGUGUACAGAAGCGCACCCCGACAUCGAUUAUUUCGGACCUCCAAGAACUUCUGGAGACUGGCUUUGCGACACUCAACCACAGUUCUUUAGUUGGCAUUCCUGACGAGAAGCUGGUUCCUCAUUUAGUCCAGGUGUGGAUGUUAGUUUUUGGCACAAUCCUCCCCUUCAUCCAGGCUGUGUUCUUGCCUCUGGAUCUCGAGUUCAAAGGAGUUGGGUCCUUAAUGACCUCUCGUGAGUCUCAUGAAUUCUGGGGCUCGCUACCAGCCGGUAGAUCCCUCGACGUGCGCAACUUAGUCUUGAUCGCCUUCCGAGAUCGCAUGAUCCUCAACCGCUACGAAACUCUUAAACAAACUUUCUCCCGCCUCAGUCUCGACAGCAUCAACACCGGCUUCUCAACACUAAGCGUAACCACAAAAAGCACCGCUACCGGCGGUCGACCCGGCACCGCUGCCUCAUUAGACGCAGGUCUCGGCAGCUACAACUCCCAAUCCUCAACUAUGCUCAGCAACGUCGCAGACAGCUACUCCUCCGACUCGAUGAGUGUACUGGCACCCACAAACGCAAACUUUAGACCCGGGAGCAGCGACUCCCGCAGCCGCGCAGCAUCCAACACAUCCUCCAACCCCGAUCCAAUGAUCUUCUCAUCCGUCUCCUCCCCACCAACUUCCAAUCAGCGCCCAACAAUAAAGCACCGCGUCGGCUCCGCAGACUCCUCUCACGUCAUCACCGAGACAGUCGGUCGCAUGCUUCAAUGUGUCAGCGUCAUCGGAAGCGUCCAAACAGACGACGCCUCACAAGAUAGAAUCGAGAUCUUAAGCAAAGCACUGAAGCACAACUGGCUCGGACGUGGCCGCACAGGUCGUGACCGUCGUGGUUUCGUCGGUGCGAAAAUCCGCCCAGUCAUGGUUGGUGGACCUGUACCCACAAUCAUGGAUGACGGAGACUCCCUCACAACGGCGGGAAUUAGUAUCGGUGCUAGUACCAGUACUGGUGGUUCACGUGCUCGAGGAGAUUCCUCGUCUUCGGAAUGGAGUGGGCAGGGCAUGGGUAUGAGUAUGCGAAGCGGAACAAGUGGGAGGCGGGAAUUGAGCGUUCUUUGA
Molecule: messenger RNA, 2529 nt
Organism: Penicillium odoratum
Lineage: Eukaryota; Fungi; Ascomycota; Eurotiomycetes; Eurotiales; Aspergillaceae
Exons: 1
Coding region: 1-2529 (842 amino acids)
Biological process (GO): TORC2 signaling
Cellular component (GO): TORC2 complex
Source: RefSeq, a predicted model, not a curated record